UUGCCAGGGAUUGUUUUUCCUCGGGACGUUCGCCACAAGGUUAAAACGCCAAACAAAUCUCAUGACACCUGUCCAAAAAGAUGCGGGAUUAUCAGGGUGGACCUGGAGCAAUAAUAUUGUCACCCAUUUGACUCAUCACCCGUUGUUUUCAUCUCGAAAAACAGAAGAACAGCUGCAGAUCUGUGAGAAAGCGUUUGUUAGUGGUCGAUUGUUGUGGUUGACGAUGCAUCGCUGAUGUUUUUAGAGAGGCUUGCCGCCUCUUCGGCUAACACAUAGAUGCAUGAGUCGUAUUUUUUGCCGAUCUGUUUUGUUAUUCGCAGCUGAUCGUUGAAUCAACACAACAGCGUUAGCUUGCCCGACAAAAUGAGCAGAAAACAUCAUCAUUUUAAAGGAGCAGAGGUCAGCUGCUGUGUGAAAUACUUUUUAUUCGCAUUCAACAUCAUAUUUUGGUUACUGGGAGCCGCAUUCCUGGGUAUUGGACUUUGGGCAUGGGCAGAGAAGGGAGUGCUGUCAAACAUUUCCUCCAUCACAGAUCUGGGUGGCUUCGAUCCUGUCUGGCUCUUCAUCGUGGUAGGGGGGGUAAUGUUCAUCCUCGGAUUUGCUGGCUGCAUCGGUGCGCUACGGGAGAACACGUUCCUGCUCAAAUUUUUUUCAGUGUUUUUGGGCCUAAUAUUUUUCCUGGAGCUCACAGCUGGCAUUUUAGCCUUUGUAUUUAAAGAUUGGAUCAAAGACCAACUGAACUUCUUCAUCAACAACAAUGUUAAAGCAUAUCGGGAUGACAUAGACCUCCAGAACCUCAUAGACUUUGCUCAAGAAUAUUGGUCGUGUUGUGGUGCUCACGGGCCGAACGACUGGAACCUGAACAUCUAUUUCAACUGCACUGACUUUAACCCCAGCCGCGAGAGGUGUGGCGUUCCCUUCUCCUGCUGCGUUAAAGACCCUGCUGAGGAUGUCCUGAAUACACAGUGUGGCUAUGAUGUUCGGCUUCAAGGGGAGUUGGAUCAGCAGAUGUACAUUUACACCAAGGGCUGUGUGGGACAGUUUGAAAAGUGGCUUCAGGACAAUCUGAUCAUUGUAGCUGGGAUUUUUGUCGGCAUUGCAUUAUUACAGAUUUUCGGGAUAUGUCUGGCUCAAAACUUGGUGAGUGACAUCAGAGCAGUCAAAGCCAAUUGGUGACUUUUUGCUGAGGCGGAGAGUUUACCAUCACCCCCUUGUGAGAUUAUAGCCGAGAGUUAAUUGCAAAAGAACACUGUUUACAUGCAGUUGAGCUGGGAAGUUCCGCCCUGUUUAAAUCUGUGGACGUUUGAUGUGAGCUGACUUUAUGAAAGGGACACUCCAUCUAUAAUUUGUUCUUUUUGUGGUGUCUUUCCUGAAAACAAGUUCUUAUGGUAGCUUCUCAGAAGCAGAGAUUGAGGUGACGCGCUCAGUUCAAUCUAUUCAUGAAAUCGCAGACGUCUCUUGAUGAAACUCAUCAUUAUAACAGCCACCAGACUCUCUUUCACCUUGGGGAAUAAUGUAGAGCGGGUGGUGUUUUUUUUUUUUUAACCUGUGGACAACUUGCUUAUGGAAAAUGACACAAAUCAACCACUGAGACUUUAAACAGAGGAGCCAUGAACUAAACAAAGCCUUACUGUGGUGCAUUUCUUUAUUCGCUCGGGUGGGUUCAGCUUUUACACAGCGUUCUGUCUGUCGGCCAGUCGAGUUGAUGGACAACCUGAAUCUUACCUCUGAUUUGCCAUCUGUUGCGCAGAGGCAGCCAAUCAGAAUCUACUUGAUAAUUACAUGUAAUGCAUUCAUUUAUGUGAGUUCUGCCACUACUGUUAGGGAUGUUUAGAAACAGGCUGUUAUUUCUCUGUAUAGCUUUUGUUUUUGUUUUUUUGUCUCUGUGUCUUAAAAGGACCAGUGUCCCUGACUCGCUUUAGAAUUUAGUUAUUUUCACUAGUCUGCUAGAGUGUAGUAAUAUGCUGUAGUGACACUAAAAAUUGAUUAUAAAUAUGAUGCUGCUUUAACUCAUAGAAAACAUACAUCACUAUACUAACCACCUGAACUUUCUAUAGACACCAUGAGAAGUGUACAUUUCCCUUCAGGGAACACACUUCAGAUCACGCACAAACACUUAGCUUUGUGAAAUAAAUAUGACGUGAAUGCACAUGAAAUCGACAGACUGUGCAUAUGAUCACAUGCCUUAUUGAGCCCUAUUGAGAUGAUAGAAGAAGCCUGUGGCAGUAACAGAGCACAUGGUCACCCAAAUGUCCUUUCAAACAGCUUUAUUUACUAUUCUCUCUCUCUUUCUUUCUCUCUCUCUCUACGCCAUAGGCAAGAGAGCUGCAUGCUAUCAGCUAUAACAAAUGCAUGGCAAUGCAGACCUCUUUGAACAUGUGCACACAUGUGCAUAUGUGUGUGGAUGUGUAUUCAUCACACUGCCACUACCAUACCAUUGAGUUUUGACUUAGCUGUGUUAUCUCCCUACAUUCAAAUGUUGUCUAUAUUGAGCCGUGACCUUAACACUAAUAAUGUACAAAAAAGAUAGCCGAUAUACGGCCGGUGUGCUAUAUGUUGAACAUGCUCGGGAGGUUUUCGCAGUGGAGUGUCAUGCAUGUCAGGCUGAUCUGAUUCAGGCCUGUUUAAUAAGAUCAGAUUAUUAUCUGUGUUAAGUGUCAAAGUGAAAAUUAAAAUGUGAUGUUUCUUUUCUGUGGUCUUGCUGGGAGAGGGGUUGCUGACUCCAUCUCCUAUGAAUUUUGCAGGCAAAUAUUUUUAUUGCAUAUAAAAGACAGAUUACAUGCUAUAAAUGAUGUUUAUCCCCCUUUGUUAUUCUUUGCCCCAAAUGGAUGAAUCUCACAAAAACAUUUUUCAUAUUCAUAUUAUUUUCUUAUAUCAAUCUAAAAAAUAAAAGAAAGGAGUAAAUAAUUAUAUUUUGAAGAUGAAUCCUAUUUUUAGGAUUAUUUUCAUGACAAGAAUUACAUCUCUGUCUCCCCAGUUCUCAUUACUGUUGAUGCAAAACAAAAUCAUUCUCAUUACCUAUCACAAAAUGCAAAUCAUUGUGAUUAGUGUAACACAAAAUGACCGUCAUUCUGAUUACCGUAAUGCUAAAUAAAAAUAAUUCUUGUGACUGAAAUGAAAAAUAAGUUAUUUUUACUACGGAAAGAUCUCAUUACCGUAAUACUAAUUACAAAUCACUCUCAUUACCUUUACGCAAAAUAAAUAUGGUUCUUAUUACCGUAAUGCUACAUAAAAAUCACUCUCAUUACUGUAACGUAAAAUAAAAUUAAUUCUCAUUAAAGUAACCAAAAGAAAACCAAACCAUUGUCAUUACCAUAAUGCAAAAUAAAAAUCACUUUCAUUACCGUAAUUCAAAAUCAUUCUUAUGACCAAAGGCAAAAUAAAUGAAUUAAUAUGACCGAAAUGCUAAAUAUAAGUCAUUCCCAUUAUGUAAUACAAAAUAAUAAAAAAAUUAUAAUAUUUCAUGUAUCAAAUAUAAUAUUUAUAUGUCAUGCUGGUAUUUGUUGUAUUAUUUUGUUGAUUUAAAUAAUUAUUCAACAUCAUUGUAUUGCACAUUUUACAGUAAUACAGUAGACAGUUACUGUGUAAAGUUAUGAGAAUCACCACUGAGAAAUAUCUAGAUGAAUUACGGGAAGAGUGCUCAUGAAAAUAAUGUAAAAAUACUAUAUAUAUAUAUAUAUAUAUAUUUUUUUUUUCUAUUGUCUUUAAUUGCAAAAUAUAUAUAUUUAAAUUUUGGGGUGAAGAUCUGAAUAUGUUUUUGUGAGAUUCACCCAAAUAUGGUAUUUAUGUUCUUCCCCGAGUCUCUCUCUCUCUCACGCUCCCUCAGUGUCUCUCUCUCUCUCACACUCCCUCAUUGUGUCUCUCUCUCUUUAUUUUUCAAUGGCCUUUUUCUGUCUCUAACUUUUAUUUAAAUGUUUUUUUAACAAAGACCCCAACAUUCCCUUUGGGGAGCUCAUGCAUAUCAUGAAUGUAUAGAUCACCUCUUAAUAAUGCUAUGUCAUAUAUAACUUAUGCUUUAAAGUGCAAUGCUCAAACUGACGUGAAUAAAGUUAAUGUUUGUCUGACUGUAGGCACACAACUGAAAAACAUUGCAAAUCUGUGUUUGUGAAGUGAAAUAGACAUUCCUUGUGCAUGCAUUGACUUCAUUGUAUGAAGUGCAUUUAAGCAUUUUUUUUGUGCUGGUUCAUCAUAAACAGCUUUUGAUGAGGGUGUUCAAACCAGUGAGCCUUUUCCACUGGAUUCUCUCUGUACCAGCUGUGAUAGUUUUUUACAUUACAAGGAUUUGAAAUGUUUGCAAAUAUGUAAGCACAGUUAUAUCAGAGGAGCUGACUUCACAUUAAAUGUGUGUCAACCAAUCAACAUUCAGAACUGUUGUACAAAACGUAAAGGUUAAUACUGCGAAAAUGAUGAACAUUGUGUGAUCGGUGAAUGCAUCCACAUUUUUUCUGAAUGAUUAAACAAGCUGUAGUCUUGAUCUCACUUGCCACUUUUAUGUGCUUUGAAAUAGGAUUUGCAAAAGCCUUUAAGAUGAUGUUUUUUGUUUGUUUACAUUCCCAUUCUAAUUAUCAAACUGUCUUAACAGAAAUCUUUGGAUUCUACCUCAUCAUGGAGAAAUUAAUAUUGUGGGAGUCAUAACUCCAUUGCAGCUGUUGUGAACAUUCUUUAGAAAACCUAAAACUUUAGUUUGUCACAAACCACAUAUAAACUACACAAAACUAGUUCUUCUCUUACAAUCUCGGCAGUUUAUUUAGCUAUACUCUGAAAGCUGAAAAACAAAACAUGGAAUGAAAAAUGCAAACGUGGAUUUGUUAUUUGAAUGGUGUAUGACACUUUCUAAGGUUUUAGUGUAUUUUAAUACGGAUUGUUUGUUAUAGCAGAUCCGUUACUAUUAUGGGCAGCACUUUUUUAGAACUCUUUUGCAAACAGGCCAUUACCAGUAAUCAGAUGUCCUGUCAAAUUCAGAGCUUUAACUGGUUUAUUGACUUGCCGUUCUUUUUCUAAAAACACAACAUUUGCAACCCAAAAUACCCUCUUGAACUGGAUAAUGAAUUUUGCACUUGCGGACCUAAAGCGUUUUCUCUGCUCUCCAUUUAUAUGAUUCUAUGAUUGUACUAACAUAAUAACACUCAUAAUUAAUAAGGUUUUUUCUCACUUUUUUUUUUUGAAAGUUAAGAUCAUGGAUUAAGAAUGUGUUUGGAAAUAUUUUAGCAAUGCCACUUGUUUUCUUUAGUUUUGUUUUGACGUUGUUGUAUUUUGUAACUCUUGUCCAAAGUUCCGUUUAACAUCAAUGAAUGGAUUUUCUUGUGGGAGAUGGUCUGUUACACUGUAGACUAUGUUACAAGAUAUGCUUUUUCAUAA
Messenger RNA from Xyrauchen texanus (razorback sucker), 5358 nucleotides. Its product is annotated as tetraspanin-17. Bases 364 to 1176 code for a protein of 270 amino acids. Lineage: Eukaryota; Metazoa; Chordata; Actinopteri; Cypriniformes; Catostomidae. Gene Ontology annotation, biological process: protein localization to plasma membrane; regulation of vascular endothelial growth factor signaling pathway; protein maturation. The transcript has 8 exons. The record is from RefSeq and is a predicted model, not a curated record. Gene Ontology annotation, cellular component: membrane.